AUGGAUGAAAAUCUAUUGAAAGAGAAUCACCUAAAAUUAUUUGGCGCAAGCACAAAUCAAUCACUAUCAACAUGUCAGGAAAAUAAUGUCAGCAUUUCUAACCCCAUUACAGAUUUGAUCAAAGGACAGCUCGAAAGUCUGCUAAACAAAAUCCAAAAAAUUAAUUCAAAAAUAUCUUGUUUAGAUGCACAAAAUAAACUUAAGCAUCAUUAUUGCUUUACCUUGCCGCUUUAUGAUUACAUUAUUCCCUGUUAUCAAGAAAUUGAAAAAUGAGCUAAAGAAGUGGAAAACGAACUUAACUUAACCUUAUUUAUAUAUCAAAGUGAAGAUAUGUCAAAAUCAUUAUACGAUUCAAAUAUUGAAAUCCAAAAUUACUUUGCUAUUUAUUGCAGCUUUUGUCAAGAAUUUUUAAAGAAAUCUAUUGACAUUAAAACUAAGUUUGCUCAAGAGCUGGAAAAAGAAUUUGAUAUUUAUAAAUCAAAUUUUAUAACUUUAUUGAUAGAAAAAGCAGCCAAACAAGGAUUUCUUUUUAUAAUAUAG
Molecule: messenger RNA, 540 nt
Organism: Blepharisma stoltei
Lineage: Eukaryota; Ciliophora; Heterotrichea; Heterotrichida; Blepharismidae
Source: the annotation of a GenBank genome assembly